AUGAAAGAAAAUAAGCUUGGCGGAGACAAACCGAUUCAACUGGCUUCCUGGUCGGAAAAAAUGGUGUCUUCGGAAAACAGUGGCAGUGAUGUACAGGUCGUUAUUCAGAAAGCUUCGAAGCUAAUCCAACACUUGAAUAAUAUCGGGUUGAUGAGUCCAAGAGAAGACGAGCAUUCACAGUCUGCGUCUUCGCAAGAGACACUAAGUAUUGAUAAUGAGCCUCGUGAACAAGACGAUUCGGGUCUUCUUCAAGCAAACAAAAAUGGCUUAAAAAAAGGAGUCGACGUACAUUCUGGAUUAGAGGAUUCCACGUAUGUUGAGGAAAACAUGUUGAACGUUUUACAGUCAUUAGUUUCGCACAUAAAUCAAGCUAUCAACCAAAUACAACAAUUAAAGUUCAAAAAUAUGAUUCUUGCUUCGAAUGAGAAUAACCUGCAAUCAAGGCAUGAAGUGGAAGAUAAUCUUCAGAAACAACAAUUUGAAAGAAUGAAGUGCCAAUUCCUAUUAGAACAUAAAAGCCUGAAAGAUCAAUUACGAAAGCGAGACAAUAAAAUUGUCAAAUACAAACAGAAAAUCAUUGAGAAAAACAAGAAGCUAAACAACCUAGCUAAGGUCCUCAAUCAACAUGCUAUAUCAGACACAUCGCAAAUAGAUAGUUUUAGUAGCUCGAUAAAGAAAACGCCCUCAGUCACAACCACGCCACAAGAAAUGAAACCGGAUAUGUUAAACACUUUAGGAAUAUUGGCCACACAUGUCUUGAAAGACGAAAUCGAUGAUGAUUCUGGAAAUCAAACGAUUUUACAACUAGCAGCAGGAAGUAUAAGUAAUGAUUGUAACACUACGGAAUUGGAAAUUACGUGCAGCCCUGAGGCGAGGAAAACUAUCGUACACAAUCGGCCAAGUAUUAAAGUUGGGCUGGUUCAGGAUUCUCAUGAAAAUAAGACUCUUCGAUUGCCUAAGAUGAAAAGUUUCAGUACCAUUGAUGGUACUAUAAAGGAUAUUAACUGA
Messenger RNA from Saccharomyces eubayanus, 1008 nucleotides. It is a transcript of the gene FDO1, whose product is annotated as Fdo1p. The record is from RefSeq and is a predicted model, not a curated record. NCBI's taxonomy places the organism in Eukaryota, Fungi, Ascomycota, Saccharomycetes, Saccharomycetales, Saccharomycetaceae. The transcript has a single exon. The coding region runs from base 1 to 1008 and encodes 335 amino acids.